AUGACUCGCAACAGCUCCAUCGGGAAUAUCCUCGCACCUGGCGAUGCAGCGCAGCUGAUCAAACUUGACCUCGUCAAUCUUCCCAACCCUCCUAAUGGCUCUAUCCAAAUACACAAGCGCCGACUCAAUCGUACAAGCGAUGCAGUGCAUAAGAACAUUCCUCUCAACGCCAAUGUCGAAUCCCGCCCGGACGCAUUUGCGACUAUCCCGGAGAAGCUCAUCUCCAAAGCUACGAUUGAGUAUGUCGGGUUUAACAGCGACAAAGCGACUGAUAUCUGGAGCUGUUGGGUCAACUGGCCAUCGGGUUCCAUGAUUCGCGAGAUUGACCCCAGAGAUUCCACCACCACCCUUGAGGUCUCGUUCAUUUACUGGGUGAAGAGCCAUACUGGGAAUCCCCUAGUGUAUGACGUCUGGGAGGACGACAACUCGGCCUGGUUCCGCCACAUGGAGCAGUGCGGCAUCGCAACUGAGCUCCAGCAGAGCAUAAUGGAUCCUCGAUUCAAGGACAUGCGGUUGACAGACACUUGCAUCGGCUGGCUUCGGAAUACCAUGGAACUCCGGUAUGAGUGGCUCAAGGAAAUCCAGCGAACUUCUUCUGAGCGUGAGAAAGCCCUUGUGCACCAGGGAACUUCGACCCGGUCCAAAAAACAAAGUGGCUUAGCCUCCAGAGGUCUACACAAACUCGCAGGGCCAUUAAGCAUUAGAGGAUGCACUGUGCUAUACAAAGCGAUAGACGAAGCACGAACCAACGGCCUCUUUGACCACGAGGGCAACCUUGACAGAAUCCAACUCCUAUCAACCCCCCCUUCGACCGACUUCAGCAGAACCAAGAGCAUGUACUACUUCACUCCCGACUACAGCCUGGCCAGGAAACAAGCCGCGUGGAUAAAACAACGAGGGAUACCCGCGGUCAUAGUGCAGAUUGCAGUCUCAGAUAUCGUCAUCACAUCCAUGGACCCCGAUGAUGUACAAUGCGCUUUCUGGCCGAACUCGAACUGGCGGGAGCUCGUUUGGCAUUGCCGCACAAAAAUGAGGCUUCCCGAGGAGUUUUCCGAGACAUAUGGCAAGGCCAUCCUCAUCAUCGGAACGAUCGCCAAUAGACCUGACUUAUACUAUCAGCAAAGGUCGCCUGCAGACCUUACUUCUGAGGAUUGCGUUGUCAUGGUGCGGGGACCCAACAAUGGCGGGUACCGAGAAGCAGUGCAGUAUGUGUUCUCAUCCGACGACGAGGGGGAAACGUUCCUUGAAGAUCAAGCGAGACAUACGAUGAAGAUAUUCCACUUCGGGACACGGGAGCUGGAGGCUUGA
Messenger RNA from Fusarium tjaetaba, 1308 nucleotides. RefSeq lists its product as uncharacterized. Bases 1 to 1308 code for a protein of 435 amino acids. The record is from RefSeq and is a predicted model, not a curated record. Lineage: Eukaryota; Fungi; Ascomycota; Sordariomycetes; Hypocreales; Nectriaceae. The transcript is spliced from 2 exons.